Messenger RNA from Electrophorus electricus (electric eel), 443 nucleotides. It is a transcript of the gene tmsb, whose product is annotated as thymosin, beta. Gene Ontology annotation, molecular function: actin monomer binding. Gene Ontology annotation, biological process: regulation of cell migration; actin filament organization. Gene Ontology annotation, cellular component: cytoplasm. The record is from RefSeq and is a predicted model, not a curated record. NCBI's taxonomy places the organism in Eukaryota, Metazoa, Chordata, Actinopteri, Gymnotiformes, Gymnotidae.
GGCCGUCACACUCACACGCGUCUCAGUAACCGACUGUGGCUCGGCUGUCUUCUCUGGCACACCCGGAAUCCGAGUCAACAGUUAUGGCUGACAAACCCAGCAUGAUGGAAAUCACAAGCUUUGACAAGACGAAACUGAAGAAGACAGAAACCCGGGAGAAGAAUCCUUUGCCCACUAAGGAAACCAUCGAGCAGGAGAGGAGACAAACCUCAGCAUGAGCAUCAGAUGAACGGAUAUUAAUGUCUCAAAGAAGACAGAAGAGACAAAGGACAGAGACGGGAUGUCCAUGAAGACAGAGCCUGAAAAAGCUUUAUAUUAGUUAUGACUGACUUGAUUACACCAAAUUCACUGGGGGGGCGGGGGAUGUUUGGAUUUUGUUUUAUAUGUUUUUUGUUGAAUUUGUGAUUUGGAAUGGAAUGUAUUAAAAGUGUCAGAAAUGUGAA